UCGCGUGGAACACGGUGUUCCCGAUCGCGAGUUGCAGGGUGGAUCAGACAGUGGAGUGACUGGACGAUAUCGACGUCGACGAAGAUUGGAGGAUCCCUCUGAUCCCUCUGAUUCACUCGGCGCUACUCCAUACUCCAUCGAUUUGCCGGGGUCAGGCCAGCGGCUAACUCAGCCUAAGCCCUCCAAGCCCGGCGCGCUUACCCCGAUCGGUCGGUUUGCGCCUGCCGUCUGGAAAUUGCGUUUCCUUCAGCGAAGCAUGCCGAAAGUGACGGGAGUGCUUAUACCCAAUGGAAGCCUGCCGCAAUCCUGCCCGUUUCCUCUCGGCUUCGGCUCAGAUCUGCCUCAUCGCUACAACCACAUACCGCUGGCCGUCGGACUCUUCACGCGCAAACACAUUCCUUCUCAGUCGCAAUCCCUCGGAGCAUUUGCUUUGAAUCACAGUCUUUCCAGACAACACGCGCUCAACCGUCCGUCGAUCACCCACACUCGUUCUCCAAGCGCAUCCUAGCGACGCCGCACGACAACAACCGAAUCGCUCGACCUCACACGCGACACCUUCGGCAUCACUGUCUGCUCGAAUCGACCUCGCCGUUGUUACCCAUCGAUCGUUGAAUUGAUCAAUCAACCGACGCCUUCUACAACAUCGCCAUCCGAUCCGACACUAUGCGGUUCUUCGACCUCUCCGCAACGGCACUCGCCGCAGCUGCCAUGCUCUCCGGAGUCUCCGCCGACGCACCUCCCAGCUACGUUGCAACAACACUCGAUGUAGAACCAAUCGUUUCCGGUUCUGCUACCGCGACCACCACCUACUACGUGACCCGCACCGUCCUCCGCGUCGUCACGACCGUGACCGCAACCAGCAAUGGCACCUCCUCGGCCUACACAACGAUCGAGGCCUCCACCGAAGCAGUGGCCACCGUCGAGCCAUCUUCCACCGUCGAGCCAUCUUCCACCGUCGAGCCAUCUUCCACCGUCGAGCCAUCUUCUACCGUCAAGCCAUCUUCUACCGUCGAGCCAUCUCCAUCUCAUUACCCCGGCCUCAACACCACCAUCGUCUACGGCUCCGGCACCGGAUCUGGCGGCAUGCCCAUCGCGACAUACGUCCCGCCGCCUCCAUCCACCGGUGCGGCCGGCAAGCUCGAAGCCUUCAGCUUCGCCGCCGUCCUCGGCCUCGUCGCACUGGUCCUGUAAACCUCGUUCAAUUCCUCCGCGACAUCUUUCAAUAUACACGACAAUGACCUGCAGCUGGAGAGUGCUGGGUUACAUUCUUCAAACCUUCUUCGAGAGAACGACGCGUUUCACGACUUUAUGGCUGAAUGGCAGCGACAACCUUCUUCUACCGACCCCCCCCUUUGGUGCUCUCUUUUCUUCUUCGUUAUUCUCGGGAACCACUUUGGGACCCGGAACUUUUGGUCGCCGGUAAUGGAUGGGUUGGGGUGUCGGGUCGCGAACACUCCGGUCUGUGACUGUUGAGCAUGGCUUUAUCCACCCAGAUGCCGCCCGUCCGAAGUCGUGCGCGGAGAGAGAGACACUUUUUUCGAUUCUUGUGGAUAGCAGUUUUAAGAUGUGAUCUGUGUGCCCGCUGCUGUUGCGGUGGGCAUUUGAAUGGACUGAUAGCUCGACG
Molecule: messenger RNA, 1624 nt
Organism: Zymoseptoria tritici IPO323
Lineage: Eukaryota; Fungi; Ascomycota; Dothideomycetes; Mycosphaerellales; Mycosphaerellaceae
Exons: 2
Source: RefSeq, a predicted model, not a curated record